AUGGCGCAAGUACCGGUUCAGACGAUCCAUAGAGAUCCGCAGCUCUUCUAUUGGAUUCUGAUCCCCAUCACUGUGGUUAUGAUAUUGACAGGUAUCCUACGACAUUAUGCAACACUCCUCAUGGCCACGGCUCCCAAGAAGCAAGAUCUUCCUUCAAUCCGUGAGCAACGGUCCCUCAUCCGAGGCAUCAACCUCCGCAGCAACGCCCACGUCGUCUCCUCUUCCGCGUUCCAAACCCGAAAAGACUAUCUUGUUACAGAAUACGAGGACGGAACGUUCUUGAAGGAGCCUGACAAGAAGGGCCAGGCGGCGGCGAAUCCGAUGACGGACCCCGCGGCGAUGGAGGGCAUGAUGGGCAUGAUGAAGGGGAACAUGGCCAUGAUCGUUCCCCAGACGCUGAUUAUGGGAUGGAUUAAUGCUUUCUUUAGUGGAUUUGUUAUCAUACGGUUGCCGUUCCCCUUGACCAUUAAGUUCAAGAGCAUGCUGCAGGCGGGCGUGGCUACUAAGGAUAUGGACCCCCAAUGGAUGUCUUCCAUUUCGUGGUAUGUCCUGUGUAUCUUUGGGCUGCAGUCGGUGUUCAACUACCUUCUGGGAAGCGAUAAUGCUGCCAGUCAAAUGUCGCAGCAGAUGGGACAGAUGGGCCCAGGGGCUGGAGCACAGAUGUUUGGCCCAGGCGUGGACCCCCAUAAGCAGUUCCAGGGCGAGGCCGAGAACUUGGCCGUGUUAGCCCAUCAGUAUAUACUGGAGGGUGUGGAGGGCAGAUUACUGCAGAGUGUGAACGUCUCACUCGGAAGUGUUGUCACCCUCGUCGCCGGCCACGGUCCUCAGCAAGCUUCCUUUGUAGUGCACAGGGAGCCGCUCUCCCGCGCAAGUCCGUUCUUUAAAGCUGCUUGCAGCUCGAAAUGGAUGGGACCCCAACAGAGUCUCAUCAACCUUCCUGAAGAUGAUCCUGAGAUUGUUAAAAUGUUGGUCUUUUGGAUUUAUGAGGGUAGGAUUUGUGUGUCACGGGAAUCCGUGGAACUAACUUCGACUGCUCUCACUGUAGCUGAAGUCCUAGAAAGCUCCUUUGGCCUCUUCAUAAGAUUGUUUGUCCUUGCCGAGAAAUACCAAAUGGCGGCACUUCAGAAUGAUGCGCUCAAUGCGAUCAUAUGGAGGGGCCAUGACCGAAAACCACUUAAUAUUCUUCGAGUGGUCCCAUAUAUCUACCAAAAUACGCAUUCAUCCGAUUCGCCUCUUCGCAGACUAAUUGUCGAACUCACCAGUGCGGGUUGUGAGUCCGAGGAAAUACAACAAGUCAACGAGGAAAUUGGGUUGGGUUUCGAAUUCUUUCAAGAUUUUACUACUUGGUUUUUUCAAGACAUGGACCCGAACCCUGUCCCCCUGGUUUCUCCAUCAUAUAGCAAUGUAGUUCUUGCAAAAGCCUUCUGCGAUCAAUUUCACACGCAUAUUGAAGACAACCAUGACUGUCGUUUGUCUACAGGAAAGACGUUCCUAGAACUCAGACUCCCGAUGAUAGCCAUCUAUAAUGCGCUAGCUAAAUGCUAUGUCGGUGAGGCUGGUCGAGGAACGGGCUACCCCUACCUGCGAUGCCCUUGA
Molecule: messenger RNA, 1596 nt
Organism: Venustampulla echinocandica
Lineage: Eukaryota; Fungi; Ascomycota; Leotiomycetes; Helotiales; Pleuroascaceae
Exons: 7
Coding region: 1-1596 (531 amino acids)
Biological process (GO): protein folding in endoplasmic reticulum
Cellular component (GO): EMC complex; membrane
Molecular function (GO): protein binding
Source: RefSeq, a predicted model, not a curated record